CAUGCACAGUCCCGGCGCGGCGCUGCUCCUGAGGGCGGGGCAGCCCGCGGCUCCACCGCCUGGUACCGCCAGGACGCGGGUCCCGAGUGCCGCUGGCCGCGAAAACCGCUGCCGCCCGAGCCCCGCACCAGUCCCCCCGCCCCAUGGCCCUGAGCGCGCCACUCCGAGUUCCGGCUUCCAGAGGUGGCUCCGGCAGGCGGCCAACGCUGGGCCGGCAGCCCAGCCUCGGCGCGCCGCCUAGGAUGCGACCUCGAGUCCUCGGCCCACGGCAGCCACGCCCAGGGAGACGCGGAUCCCCGCCCCCCCGGGCCCUCGCUCACCCCGGCCCAGGAGGACGAGCCGCCACAGGACGGUGAGGCCCCUUGCGGCCCGCCCCUCCUGCCCCGAGGCGGUUGAGGCCAGGACCAGAAGACUGGGGGCGGACGUGGGGAUCCGGAGAAGAGCUGUAGAGGAUGAGCAUCCGGAUGAAGAGUGGAGAGAGAGGAGGGGUGUCUACCCCAGCCCCACUGCGCAUCUUUCUGCAGGUUCUCUUGUCCUUUGGUGAGGAUUCUCCAAGGCGUCUCAACACAUGAGCCGGCUCAGAAACGCCAAGAUCCACGUGGAGAGAGCUGUCAAGCAGAGGAAGAUUUUCAUGAUCCAAGGCCACUACCCUGUGAUCCGGUGCCUUUUGUGCCGGAGGGGCUGGGUAGAGAAGAAGAUGGUCCAUCACUUGGGUACCACGCUGCCACCACCACACAAGGAUCUGGAUAGCUCAGUCAUGGGUGACAGUGAUACCACUGAGGAUGAGGAUGAAGAUGAGGAUGAAGCAUCCUGGCCACCACAGCUGUUCGACUUCGAUGAUUUACUGGAAUUUGAUGACCUGCAUGGGACGCAUGCUGUGAUGUCGCGCAUGGUUCGGGAUGAGAUCCCCUACUUCAUCUGGACCACUCGGCGGAAUGUGCUGGACUGUCGCUUCCUCUCCAAGCAUCAAAUGAUAAACCACUAUGCCCGGGCGGGCUCCUUUACCACAAAGGUGGGUCUAUGUCUCAAUCUCCGGAAUUUGCCAUGGUUUGACGAGGCUGAUGCCGACUCCUUCUUCCCGCGCUGCUACCGCCUGGGGGCUGAGGAUGACAAAAAGGCCUUCAUAGAGGACUUCUGGCUGACAGCUGCCCGCAACGUUCUCAAGCUGGUGGUAAAGUCAGAACGGAAGUCAUACUCUAUCCAAGCAGAAGAGGAGGAGACCCCAGGAGACAAGCAGCCCAAGAAACAAGAGAAAAAGCCGGUGACGGUGUCCCCAGAGUUUGUGGAUGAGGCUCUGUGCGCCUGCAAGGAGCACCUUAACAAUAUGGCCCACGUGGACAUUGACAAGGACAUGGAGGCUCCGCUCUACCUGAGCCCUGAGGCCUGGUCCCUCUUCCUUCAGCGCUACUAUCAAGUGGUCCACGAGGGGGCGGAACUCAGGUACCUCGACACUCAGGUCCAACGCUGUGAGGACAUCCUGCAGCAGCUGCGGGCCGUGGUGCCCCAGAUGGACAUGGAAGGAGAUCGCAACAUCUGGAUCGUGAAGCCUGGAGCCAAGUCCCGUGGACGAGGCAUCGUGUGCAUGGACCACCUGGAGGAGAUGCUGAAGCUGGUGGACGGCAAUCCCAUGAUGAUGAAGGAUGGCAAGUGGGUGGUGCAGAAGUAUAUUGAGCAGCCCCUGCUCAUCUUUGGCACCAAGUUUGAUCUGAGACAGUGGUUCCUGGUGACCGACUGGAACCCACUUACUGUGUGGUUCUACCGCGACAGCUACAUCCGCUUCUCUACACAGCCCUUCUCCUUGAAGAACCUGGACAACUCUGUGCACCUGUGCAACAACUCCAUCCAGAAGCACCUGGAGAAUUCGUGCCACCGACACCCACUGCUGCCCUCAGACAACAUGUGGUCAAGCCAGAAGUUCCAGGCUCACCUGCAGGAGAUGGGGGCCCCGAACGCCUGGUCCACCAUCAUCGUGCCUGGCAUGAAGGCUGCGGUGAUCCACGCCCUGCAGACCUCCCAGGACACCGUGCAGUGUCGGAAGGCCAGCUUCGAGCUCUAUGGCGCUGACUUUGUGUUCGGUGAGGACUUCCAGCCCUGGCUGAUCGAGAUCAAUGCCAGCCCCACCAUGGCACCCUCCACGGCUGUCACCGCCCAGCUCUGUGCCGGCGUACAGGCCGACACCCUGCGCGUGGUCAUCGACCGGCGGCUGGACCACAGCUGUGACACGGGGGCCUUCGAGCUCAUCUACAAACAGCCUGCCGUGGAGGUGCCCCAGUAUGUGGGUAUCCGGCUUCUAGUAGAGGGCUCCACCAUCAAGAAGCCCCUGGCGAUGUGUCACCGGCAAAUAGAAGUCCGCCCAGCCCUCCCUCACCUGCUGACCCAGCGAGGCUCUGGGGAACACAAGGACUCGGGAACCCUUACCCACAGGUCAGCUUCUAAGAAAGUUGCUGGGGCCAGGAGCCUGGGGCACACUGAGAAGCCAGACUCCACUGCCACCACCCCGGCCCCUGGAAAGGGGAAGAAAGGCAAGGCGAAAAGUGCCACAGCCCUGGUCCGCCCCAGUCUCCGGAAGUGGGACCCCCCUAGCACGAGGAUGGGCUGCAUUUUCACCGUGACCUUUGCUAGUGGGGACAGGCAUCCCCACCCCUUGAACAGAUUGCCAUUGAGUCUGAAGAACCCCCAGGCCCUGGGUAAGACCAUUCCCCCAAAACACCCCAGGGUCUCAAGGCAAUUUCUUCCUGCUCUCCAAGCCCCUCCUAACCACCUGGAUUUGUCCCACCCAAGAGCCACCAGUGCCUCUGCAGAAGGAACCGGGUGGGCUCCAUCUGCCCUCACACACCCCAGCCGUCAGCUCCCCCUGCCUCCCCGCCCUCCAUGCACACCUGGAGGGGCAGCUGGUCAGCCUGGGGCUCCCCAGGCCCUCACAGCCCAUCACCACUUCCCCACCCUCCACAGGACGGCCCAGCUGCCUUCUCCCCGUGUGCUCCGACCCCAGGGCCGGGGCCUCAGACUGAAGCACAGCAGGCUGGUGGGCUCUGAGGCCCUGUCGACCACAGGCAAGGCCUUGAUGACUCUACCUACUGCCAAGGUUUUGAUUUCCCUCCCACCUAACCCUGAGCUCAAGCUGGCACCCAACGCCCUGAAACCAAGAAAGGCUCUUGCUCCCCAGCGCUUUCAUGGUGCCCCACUUGGAAGUAACUUGUGGUCUCAACCCUUUGAAGUCGGAAAUCUUCCUAGCACCCAUAGGAAGAUCAAGGCCAAAGGCAACUUCAAGGCCAGACUCUGUGACAAACCCAAGGCUGAGACAUGCCUCAUGACGACACUGAGCCUUCCGAGACCCCUGCCCCUUAUCAGUGCACACCAGGGUCUGGGGGGCAUGAGGGACGUGUGGCUACAGAAGUCCUUGCUUCGAUCAUCACUGCCCUUAUCCUGGACGCAGCACCAAGUAAAAAAGCAAAUGAAGUAUUUGAGGCUUGGCUCCUUUUCUCUUAGAGGGUGAAGAGAGAGUAGGGUGCGGCUCUGUACCCCAAGGUCCAGAACAAGAGCUAGAGGCCAUCAGCAACUCCUCCCCAAAGCAAGGCCCAGAAUUCCCACCCAGUGACAGACAUGAGGCAUCCUGUCCAGGGACUCCCCUGGCAUCUCUGAUCUCGGGGUGGGAGGGUAAGUCUCAUGCUACAGACGAGGAAACUGAGUCUGAACGAGGAGACAUGGCUUGCCCAAGAUCAUGUGGCAGUGAGCAGAAGGCUGGGACACAUUACUACGACUGCUGAGCCCUGCGGGUCUCCCCGGUCCCCAAGCCCAGAGGAGGAGCUGGGCUGGCAGCAGAAUGACAUCUAAUGGGCACAAGAUUUACAGCAGGAGACACAGCAGAAGAGUGGACCCAGCCCUUCUCCAGAUGAAGUGGGUCUCUCCCUUCCUCUGCAAGGGGCCAAGGUCACCUAAAAAGGAAAUAUCCAAUAAGCCACACCCAUCUGAAAAAGUUUGGUAUUUCUUCAUUGUAAUGGGUUGAACAUUGGUAUGUCUUCCUGGAACCUGUGAAUAUGACUUUAUUUGGAAAAAAGGGUCUUUGUAGGUGUAAGUACGUUGAAGGUUUUUAGAUGAGAUCAUCCUGGAUUAUCCAGAUGGGACCUAAAUCCAAUGACAAGUGUCCUUACAAGAGACGAGAAGACAAACGAGGAGAAGGCCAUGUGGAGACAGAGGCAGAGACUGGUGUGAUGCAGCCACAGGCCAGGAAGAGGCAAGAGGCAAGGAAGGAUUCUCACCUAGAACCUUCAGGGAGAGCACAGCCCUGCUGACACCUUGAUUUUGGACUUAUGGCCUCCAGAACUGGGAGAGAAUCCAUUUCUGUUGCUUUAGGCCACUCGAGUUGUGGUAAUUUGUUGCAGCAGCAGCCCUAGGAGACUAACACACUAGUCAAAUGAAGAUACAUAAAUUCUGUAUAUUUAUGAAUCCAUUCUUGCACAGCUGAACCAGGAGAUGCGUACAAGCAGGCUCACAGCAGCACUGUGGUAACAGCUGACGACCUAAGUGUCCAUUAACAGUCAGAUGGAUAGACUGCAAGCUCUGACAUUCCAACUCUGCGCCGCACAACAGAUGCAUUUCACGGGGUAGAGCAAGAACAAGUCACAAAAGGAUAUAUGCAGCACAAUUCCAUUCCAACAGAAACUUCAGAAACGGCAAAAUGAAAUAUAUUGUUUAGGGAUGCAUGUAUAUGUGGUAAAACUCUAAAAAACAAAGAAUUCUCCCAAGUCUGGGCAGUGGUUUCCAACCUUGACUGAACAACAGUACCCAUUCCAGAGCUUUUAAAAAAGAUCUGAUGCCAGGGUCUCCAUCCCAGACUGGUGAAACCAGCAUCUUUGGGGUGCAGUCAUGGGAGGCAUGGGUGUUUUUUUUAAGCUUUCUGAGUGGGCAGGGUAGGGGGUUCUCAUGUCGGGCCAGGGUUGAGAGCUGCUGUUGUCUAGGAUAGGAGAAGGGAGGGAUGCUUCUCUUUUGUGCCGAGUGGUGGUUAUGUGGGUGUCACC
Messenger RNA from Mesoplodon densirostris (Blainville's beaked whale), 5018 nucleotides. RefSeq names its product tubulin tyrosine ligase like 3 (gene TTLL3). Gene Ontology annotation, cellular component: cilium. NCBI's taxonomy places the organism in Eukaryota, Metazoa, Chordata, Mammalia, Artiodactyla, Ziphiidae. The transcript has 13 exons. The coding region runs from base 569 to 3496 and encodes 975 amino acids. Gene Ontology annotation, biological process: protein modification process; cilium assembly; cilium movement. The record is from RefSeq and is a predicted model, not a curated record.